Messenger RNA from Scatophagus argus, 1891 nucleotides. It is a transcript of the gene rab39bb, whose product is annotated as RAB39B, member RAS oncogene family b. Gene Ontology annotation, molecular function: GTP binding; GTPase activity. The transcript has 4 exons. Gene Ontology annotation, biological process: Rab protein signal transduction. The coding region runs from base 631 to 1272 and encodes 213 amino acids. NCBI's taxonomy places the organism in Eukaryota, Metazoa, Chordata, Actinopteri, Scatophagidae. The record is from RefSeq and is a predicted model, not a curated record. Gene Ontology annotation, cellular component: Golgi membrane.
AGCGUUGCGCCUCUCCGCAGUCCUUUACGGUAGUGGUACUGAUGCGGGAUGAGUCAGGCUAUAUGAUGCUGCUGCUACUGCUGCCAUUUCAUCAGCAGCGAAACCCUACAAACGCACAGCAGACACAGAAAUGAUCCGGCGGGAUCCCCCCCUGGCAGCGAGCAUCCUGCCUUCAUAAACACGCACGCUUCUCGCUGUCGAAACAGAAAACAGGGACGAGAAGUUUGUUCGUGGCGCCGGCUGAAAGCGUAAGAUCCGUUAAAAAACAAAAACCUGCACCUGCUCUGGAAGCGUUUUCCUCUCAGCUCUCGAUCGGGCCUGGCAUUAGGAAGGAAACCAGAGUCCUGACUCCGGGGCCUGCUGUUCUACAUCGCCCCCUGUUUUGGGCUUUUAAGACGAAGAUUUUCUUGUGAGGGUUUCGCCGCGUCCCGAGGGUCGAUCCUGCCGGGCUCGUCAGUGCCAUGGAGUCCACAUCAGCCCGGUCCUAAACGGGGCGAGGAAACAGCGUAAGAAGAGCAGCCAUUCCGGCCUAAACUCCACUCCUGCUCCAAACCGACAGACAGGCAGGCAGGCAGGAAGACAGACAGACAGUCACACCGGCCGGGAGCGACAGAGAGGAAGAGGCAAGUCAUGGAGGCGAUAUGGCUCUAUCAGUUCCGGCUGAUCGUCAUCGGGGACUCCACGGUGGGAAAGUCCUGUCUGAUCCGGCGGUUCACGGAGGGCCGCUUCGCCCAGGUGUCGGACCCCACCGUCGGCGUGGACUUCUUCUCCCGGCUGGUGGAGAUCGAGCCCGGCAAACGGAUCAAGCUGCAGAUCUGGGACACGGCGGGCCAGGAGCGCUUCAGGUCCAUCACCAGGGCUUACUACCGUAACUCAGUAGGCGGGCUCCUCCUGUUCGACAUCACCAACCGCCGCUCCUUCCAAAACGUCCACGAUUGGCUGGAGGAGGCUCGCAGCCACGUCCAGCCUCACAGCAUCGUCUUUCUAUUGGUGGGCCACAAAUGUGACCUGGAGGCACAGCGCCAGGUGACUCGCCAAGAAGCAGAGAAGCUGGCGGGGGCGUACGGGAUGCGCUACGUGGAGACGUCGGCCCGUGACGCCAUCAAUGUGGAGCAUGCCUUCACCGAGUUGACCAGAGACAUCUUCGCCCUGGUGCGGUCUGGAGAUAUCACAAUCCAGGAGGGCUGGGAGGGUGUGAAGAGCGGGUUUGUCCCCAAUGUGGUUCACUCCUCCGAGGAAGUGACCAAGAGUGACCGCCGCUGUCUAUGUUGAUCCGGGAAGAGAACUGGGACUGAAGGUGAAAAGGGGCGGGGAUCCAGUCAGGAUUUAGAGGGAAGUGGCUGACGGACUGAGACGUCGGCUUGGAAACUGAACUGAAACUGUUGGUAACCCUCUAUAGUUCUCUUUUCAGACUGGAUAUAUAGGCGAUUCAAUGAAAAGGCCGGUAGAAGGUGGAGAAUAACACCUUGAACAUGGGUGGAUUGCUGAAGCAUUGUACCCAUUUCUGUAAUACCUUUUACUUCUCUGAAAAGAAGGAUCACAGAUACUCAUUUACUUGCGAGGGCUCGUUUAGGUUUGUUUUGGACUCCUUGCCUUGAAAUCCCUCACUGAAAGUCUUAGAAAGGCCUUAGAAAGAGGAUUCAUUUUGGUUCUUUGCCAAAAUAUAACAACAUUCUUGACUCUUUUAAUCUUUCUUUCAUCCAUCCCAUCAUCUCUUCCUUCACCCCCCCACACACUACUACUUCUUCUCCUCUCCUUCAAUAUGCAAUUACAUGAUCACGUAGGAAACAAUUUAUGUUGGUGUCCAUCCUCCUGCUUGCGCAUAUCAUUCAAAAGCAGUUGAGUAAGCAGCAUUAGAUUCAAACGCCAUCGAUUAAAAGAGCUGUGUUUC